ACCCUGAAUUAAUUUGUAAAUACACAAGAGAGCCACCUGGCGUCUUCAUUCAUGUUUAUCGAACCAUACGUGGACAGAAGCAUUAAGCAGUGAGUUCGUGGUUAAAAAAGCUGGAAAGUAGCGAAAAUGCUGCAGAUCGGGGCUUACCUAUGUCUAGCCUGUUUACUUCUUCUCAAAGUUAACGAUGUUUCCUCGGAGACUGUCCAAGGAUCCAUUCUGUUAAACAAGGGUGUAUUUGACAAGGUUGUGAAGAAAUACAAAGCUGUGUUAGUAAAGAUUGACGAGACUUACCCCUAUGGAGACAAGCAAGACACUUAUAAGUCUGUUGUGGAGUCCACAUUGUCCCAGAUCGAUUUACUCUGUGCAGAAGUCCAAGUGGCAGAUUAUGGUGAGAAGGAAAAUGCAGACAUUGCUGAAAAAUAUGGAGUGAAGAAGGAUGACUUCCCAGUCUACAAACUUUUUGUUGAAGGCAAAGAUGAACCUGUGACAUACCAAGGGAAUACCAAAAGUUCUGAUGAUAUUGUAAAGUUUUUAAUAAGAGAAUCAGGUUUGUGGCUAGGACUACCAAGUUGUCUUGAAGAUUUUGACAAAUUGGUUGCAGAGUUUCACAAAGCUCCAAAAGAUAAAAAAUCUGAUAUCUUGGCCAAGGCAGAAGAACUAACCAACACAUAUACAACAGAAAAGGAUAAGAAAUCGGCAGAAGUCUAUGUCAAAACUCUGAAGAAACUAGUAGAAACACCAGAUUUUGUAGAUACUGAAAUUAAAAGGGUUGAAAAAUUAAAAGAUGGUAAAGUUAGUGACAAAAAGAAAGAACAGCUGAAUGACAGACUCAAUAUUUUAACGUCAUUCCAAAUGAGACUUAGAGAUGAACUUUGAAAUUAUGUAAAAAAUAAAGUAAUAAAUCACAAAGUCAUUCACUCAGACAUUCAUUUACUCCAGAUCAUGUUUACAACAAUCACAAAAUCUUUCUUUUCUACUUUUUUAAAUGAAAAUCUAAUCAUGUAAAGAAUAAUUUGCAUUUUAUUUGGUGUUGUUGGAUAUUAUGGUGCUAUAUAUUUCAUUUUGUAUUGGUUUGCUUAUCUAAUUAUGACCAAAGUCAUUUUCUGGUGGAAACACUGAAUAAAUUAUGUGAAAUUGGGAUAUUUUGAUUAAAUGUGAGUCAUACUUUGUAUGGGUAUUGAAGAUCUCCUAAGACACAAUGUACAUUCCAAUGCAGAAUUAUUAUAUUUGAAUAUCAAAUGUGCUAUUGAAUAGUUUGAAUACACUUUUUAUUUGUUUGUGUUAA
This is a messenger RNA of Ostrea edulis (European flat oyster), 1285 nucleotides long. RefSeq names its product endoplasmic reticulum resident protein 29-like. Gene Ontology annotation, cellular component: endoplasmic reticulum; endoplasmic reticulum lumen. The record is from RefSeq and is a predicted model, not a curated record. Bases 127 to 876 code for a protein of 249 amino acids. The transcript is spliced from 4 exons. Lineage: Eukaryota; Metazoa; Mollusca; Bivalvia; Ostreida; Ostreidae. Gene Ontology annotation, biological process: protein secretion.